GAUUCCAACGACCUUUGCCGCCGGCAAAAUUGGAAAUUUGUGCCACCAAGUCACUUUCUACUCGUUUGUUCCUGAUGAUAAUACCCGUUCUCUGUAUUUUAUUGUUAUGUGGGAAGUCGAGUGCUUGGGAUUCUGAGGAGUUGCAGAUGUUUGAUUUAGUUGAGGAAGUUAAGGAAAGCUUUUAUGACGUCCUUGGGAUAUCUCAGAAUGCUGACAAUGCUGACAUAAAGCGUGCAUACCGAAGGCUAUCAGCAAAGCUGCAUCCAGACAAAAAUCCUGAUGACCCUACUGCAGAAGCUAAGUUCCGAAGACUUGUGGGUAUGUAUGAAAUCCUGAAGAAUCCAGAACUACGUACAAAAUACGAUGAAGUGUUGCAAAAUGGUUUGCCUAGCUGGCGUACAACAGUUUUUUAUUAUAGGAAGCUACGAAAAAUGUCAAACUACGAAUUGUUCGGGUUAUUUUUUGGGAUGGCUACUGUAAUUCACUAUGCCGUGCUUUGGGGUUCAGUUUUCGAAAGGCGGUUAACUUUGGAAGAUCAACUGAGUAGUUCUUUAAAAAGACAUAAAGCACGUGAUAGAAAGUUAGAAUUGAUAAACCAAGAGAUAUCAGAUGAACUUAAGAAAAUCCCUGGCCCUGGAUGGAAAGAUAUACUCCCGUUUGCUAUUGUCAAAUGGAUAUAUGCCAUUGUCACUUUCUUCCCUAUUCUGUUUUCGUUUACAAAAGAAGUGUUAUUUCAAAAGAUCCAAGAACGUCGUGAGUUAAAGGAAGAAAUGAGGAUUAUCCAGCAAAACAAAGAAAAAAUUAAGGCUGAAAAACAGGAACGUAAGCGUCGUUUACUGCAUGAACAAACAGUUCUCAAAGAAGUUGAAAAGGAAGCCGGCCAAUCAACUAUAAACUCUGUCCUCACUGAUCUGCCAGAUAUUGAAACUGAUAGUUAUGAAGAUGCUUCAAAAAACAAGUCGAGUACACCUAUUUUUCAAGAGUGGUCAGAGGUCGAUGUAAACAACCUAGUUCGUGCUGUGAUUCGAUAUCCUGGUGGUGUACCUGGAAGAUGGGAACGUAUUGCAGAGUCUUUAGGUCGCAGUGUCCCUGAUGUUGUUCGUAAGGCGAAGACUUUAAACAAAGAACUGUUGUCUAUAUCUCAAAGAAAUAUUAAUACUGACGAAAUCCCCGUUUUCGAGACCAAUGUCAAUCCAGUUUGUGGUGAAACCGAUUCUGAACUAAGUGACAAUGAAUCUGACGACUCAGAGGAGAAAAAUGUAUCAAAGAAAAGACUUCGAAAACGUCAAUUGAGACGAAAAGAGGAAAAUGUAUCAGUCAUUCAAGAGGAUGAUGAAACUGACGAGGAUCCGGAUCAAAUUGAUAAGAAUGAUGAUCCCACCUCUGAUGUUGUUGUUAUCGAUGAACCAUAUAUGAGCCGUAAAAAGCUUAAACAACAAAAAGAUGUAACUACCUCGAAGCCUGUAGAACGUAAACCUGUUAAAAGUGAUGAUGGAUGGACUAAAGUAGAACAACAACAGCUUGAAAUUGCUAUCCGCUCUAUUGGCAAAGGAACACCGGAACGAUGGGAUCGGAUCACCGAAUGUAUUCCUACAAGAACAAAGGCAGAGGUAAUGGCUCAUGUCAAAUAUCUUUCAACGCUUGUUCAACGUAAACAAUGAGAAACAAUUAUAAUUGUGUAGACUGUGAUUCUUACGUGUUAAAUAUGUGAUAAGAUGGUGUAUGUAUAGUGAAUUAAUAAUAUAUACUUGUAAAUUGUAAAUUACCACCACCGUAACAUUCCGAAAACGUUAAAUCGUGCGUACUUACGUAUAUACACUAGUUGUUUUCAUAUGUAUUCUUUUCAUCAUUGGAAGCUUAAAAUUGUUCACAUGUUUUUUUUUGGGGGGGG
Molecule: messenger RNA, 1891 nt
Organism: Trichobilharzia szidati
Lineage: Eukaryota; Metazoa; Platyhelminthes; Trematoda; Strigeidida; Schistosomatidae
Source: the annotation of a GenBank genome assembly